This is a messenger RNA of Sorex fumeus (smoky shrew), 1698 nucleotides long. RefSeq names its product golgi membrane protein 1 (gene GOLM1). The record is from RefSeq and is a predicted model, not a curated record. Gene Ontology annotation, cellular component: Golgi apparatus. The transcript is spliced from 10 exons. The coding region runs from base 166 to 1350 and encodes 394 amino acids. NCBI's taxonomy places the organism in Eukaryota, Metazoa, Chordata, Mammalia, Eulipotyphla, Soricidae.
CGCCGCAGCCCGCUCUUGGCCCCGCCCACGAGGCCGCUCCUCCGAGAACCUGCGGGCCCGCCGAGCGAGCGGCUCGCGGCGCGUCCUGAGGGCCGCGCCGGACCCUGGGAUCCGCGGGAGAUUCGGGUGGCCCUGCACGGCACGAGGUUCUCGCCUGCCUCUGAGAUGAUGGGACUGGGGAAUGGGCGCCGCAGCAUGAAGUCGCCACCCCUGGUGCUGGCUGCCCUGGUGGCCUGUAUCAUCGUCCUUGGCUUCAACUACUGGAUCGCAAGCUCCCGGAGCGUGGACCUCCAGACCCGAAUCAUGGAGCUAGAAGGCAGAGUCCGAAGGGCGGCUGCAGAGAGGGGCGCUGUAGAGCUGAAGAAAAAUGAGUUCCAAGGAGAGCUGGAGAAGCAACGGGAGCAGCUCGACAAAAUCCAGUCCAGCCACAACUUUCAGAUGGAGAGUGUCAACAAGUUAUACCAGGACGAGAAGGCAGCUUUGGUGAAUAAUAUCACUUCCAAUGAGAGGCUCAUCAAAACCCUUCAAGACCAGUUAAAAACCCUGCAGAAGAAUUAUGGCAAGCUGCAGCAGGAUGUCCUCCAGUUUCAGAAGAACCAGACCAACCUGGAGAGAAAGUUCUCCUAUGACCUGAGCCAGUGCAUCAACCAAAUGAAAGAGGUGAAGGAGCAGUGUGAAGAGCGAAUAGAAGAAGUCACCAGAAAAAGUAUAGCUUCCAGAGAACUGAAUGAAAAAAAAGAUCAGCAGGUGCCCAGUGAAACUCUACCCCAGCUGCAGGAAGCAGGCCCAGCCGAGGGAGAGAUGCCUCCAGCCAAGGGAAAGGUGCUUGGCAAUGGGGAGCUCCAGACACCAGCCCCCAGCUCUGAGGUGGCCAUGGGUUUGAAGAGAACAGGCAUGGAGGAAACCAACGAGAUUCAGGUCAUCAGCAAGGAGGAAACCCCGAGGGACAACCUGGGACUGCCACCAGUGCCGGGUCAGGGGCAAGCUGAGACAGAAGAGAAACAGGUGGAUAGACAGGGCACUGGAGAAGCUGGGGAACCCAGCCAGACCCCACAGGUGCCAGGCACCCUGUUGGCAAGCCAGAAGGAUGAGGAGAUGGAGGACCCUGAGCGGGACCAGCUGAUCAUCCGCGAUGGAAGAGAGGAGCCAGAAACUGACGAGGAGGGGAGAAACCAGAAAAAAGUGGGAGAAGACGACUAUAACAUGGAUGAAAACGAGGCUGAGUCUGAAACAGACAAGCAGGCAGCCCUUGCAUGGAAUGAUAAAAGCUUGAACGUUCUUGGUGCUGAAAAUCAGGAAAGAAACAUAAAUUUACUUGACCAGCACGAAAAGAGGAAUCAUACAAUCUGAACCAGACUGGAAAACGCCUACUUCGUGUUACGAUUCAAGAUCAGUACAAUAUGCUCAUGAGGGAUUUAAUACUGUGAAAUGUACUAAAUGAAGUAUGUAUCUAAGGAUAAUUAUUGUGGAAUUGUAGUAUAUAUACUUUAUGUAGGAAAAUGAGACUGUCUUUUUGACAGUGUUCUUUUUAGUGGGUACCUCUGAAGUGUCGAUAUCAUGUCAAAAUUUCUUGGCUAAUAUGGUUUCAUGAUGAGAAGAUCCAGACCAAAAAUAGGACAUAUGUAUUUCAAGUAUGGUGACAAUACUUGUUCUGGGAUUUAACUUUAUUUGAAAAAUAAAAGCCUGUAGAAAGCCUCA